AUGUACACUCUAGGGCAGCCGACUUUGUUGGCAGCUGCUGUGGCUUUACUUGAUUUUCUUCCUGGUUCAUUUUGUGUUCGUCUGAGCCUAUCUCCGGUUGCCUACGACUACAAUCAAUCAUUGUCUCCUACAUAUGACAACGAUUGGGAAUUAGUUGGAAAUGCGGCUCCCUUUGAGGACCCCUCGAGCUUCUCUGAGAGUUCACCGACCGAAAUAAAAGAAAAAGAAGGUUUACAAGGGAGGGAUUUGCUUGCCAAUAGGGCUUUGAAACCCUUGGGCUCUCCCUCUAGCAACUCCCGAGACAGCGAAGAAAUCGCGGAGGGGAGCUUAGCUCAACUGCAACAAAAUACGGGCGCAACACCAGACCUGGAUAAAUACAGCGAUCUCCAAGCAUCGGAAAAUGGCGAAGCAAAUAGCAAGGGGGGUUUCUUGCAAUUUGACCGACUUCGCAAAUGGUGGAGGCAGAAACGGGAGCAAAGGGCUCGUGCAAACGAAGCAGACAGGCUGAGGGAGCGUGAACAAGAGAGAAAAAGAAAGCGUAGGCGAGAAAGAAGAAAAGCAAGAGGGGAACAAGUUUCAGAGAGCGAAUCGGAAGAAUCAGAAGGGGAAAAGUACUGGACAGGUAGUGGAUCGGAGUCCUUGUUGGGCGGAGAAUCAGGCGACGAAUCCUCUGGCGAAACCUCCCCUCCUCCAUGA
Eimeria maxima is the source of this 696-nucleotide messenger RNA. RefSeq lists its product as hypothetical. NCBI's taxonomy places the organism in Eukaryota, Apicomplexa, Conoidasida, Eucoccidiorida, Eimeriidae. The record is from RefSeq and is a predicted model, not a curated record. Bases 1 to 696 code for a protein of 231 amino acids. The transcript has a single exon.